AUGUCUCCAGCAGCAGAUACGUAUUCGGUCCGGUCCGACAAAUCCCAGAACGGAGAUUUAGAGAUGCUUGCUAUACCUCAAUGCGUGAAUAAAGUUGCCGAUAUUUAUUUCAUUCUGGACGCUUCAACCAGUAUAUUUAUCGAGGACUAUGAAAGACAGCGGGAGUUUGUCCGGCAAGUCGUGAAUCGGUUCGAUAUAUCGCCCAGAAAUACGCACGUCGGAGCUCUGGUAUUCAGUCGCUCGUACCAGGUGGCCUUUGACCUUAACCGUUACCGCAGCAAGGGGGAAUUACUCGAGGCGAUAAACGAGCACAAUAUUCCCUACCUGACCGGAGUCACCAACACCGACGGGGCCAUACGUCACGUCAGAACAAAUGACCAGUUCCGCCGCGACAUCACUAAAGUCAUUGUCGUCAUCACUGACGGAUAUUCCCAAGAUCCGGCUGCAACCGCGGCGGAAGCGGAAACGGCACGUCGGGAAGGUUUCUACCUGUUCGUGAUCGGUGUGGGGCAGUACACGGACGAGCGCGAAUGGCGGGCGAUUGCUAGUGACCCGGAUGACAGGUUCAUGUUCAACAUCACCAACUACCGUGGCUUGGACCGAUUGUACAACGAGAUCCCCUCUAGAAUUUGUCAACUUCCGCCCCUGGCAGGACGAGAUAGAUGCGCAGUUCAGGCGGAAGCUGAUCUUUUGUUUGUGGCUGGACCACGAGGUGCAGACGCCUCUUUCUUCAUCACACAGGAAAUUGUGACCAAAAUCCAGGCCGGACCGGGGAGACUGACCGUCAGUCUCUUGAUAGGAGCGUGCACCGCGGAAACUACGACUCUGCAGGCCCCGGGAGACCUGUGCACCGAUUUAGGAGACACGUCGUCCACCCGCCCAGACACCUACCUCAAUCUGCUGAAGGAUAUGCGCGCCAAGGCACGUGACGCCAGGAGCAGACGACCGAACGUGAACCAGGUAGCUGUGCUGUUCCUGGACCACGAGUCCAUGACGCUGGACAGGUUCGGGAUUAUGCGCGAGGCCCAAAGCGCGCGUUACGACGGCAUCGAGGUGGUCGUAGUGGAUCUCGGGGUUGCUCACAGCUCCAGAGAGAUACUUAGCAGAAUGGCGUCACAGCGAGAGAACGUGUUCAACACUGCACAUCCAGAAGGCGUGACUGAGAUGACGUCUAGUCUAUUAACAGCCGUCUGUUCGAGAAACGGAUCCAGUCAUUUGAAGUCGUUGCCUCAUCCACCCAAUCACACUCUGACUGACAUUAAAGUGCCUGGCGACGUCUCGUUGACUGUGUUCAACUUGUAUCCGACCUACUCCAUUGCCAUUCUCAACAUUAGUCAAAACACGACGCAUUUUCAACUUAAGUGCGGUGGUAGAGGAUUCCCAGGGACGGUUGAAGAGCCGCAACAUUCUCCAGGCGGUGGUAGAGGAUUCCCAGGGACGGUUGAAGAGCCGCAACAUUCUCCAGAGAUGCUUGCUAUACCUCAGUGCGUGAAUAAAGUUGCCGAUAUUUAUUUCAUUCUGGACGCUUCAACCAGUAUAUUUAUCGAGGACUAUGAAAGACAACGGGAGUUCGUCCGGCAAGUCGUGAAUCGGUUCGAUAUAUCGCCCAGAAAUACGCACGUCGGAGCUCUGGUAUUCAGUCGCUCGUACCAGGUGGCCUUUGACCUUAACCGUUACCGCAGCAAGGGGGAAUUACUCGAGGCGAUAAACGAGCACAAUAUUCCCUACCUGACCGGAGUCACCAACACCGACGGGGCCAUACGUCAUGUCAGAACGAAUGACGAGUUCCGCCGCGACAUCACCAAAGUCAUUGUCAUCAUCACUGACGGAUACUCCCAAGAUCUGGCUGCAACCGCGGCGGAAGCGGAAACGGCACGUCGAGAAGGUUUCUACCUAUUCGUGAUCGGCGUGGGGCAGUACACAGAUGAGCGGGAAUGGCGGGCGAUAGCUAGUGACCCAGAUGACAGGUUCAUGUUCAACACCACCAACUACCGCGGCUUGGAUCGACUAUACAACGAGAUCCCCUCUAGAAUCUGUCAACUUCCGCCCCUGGCAGGACGAGAUAGAUGCGCAGUUCAGACGGAAGCUGAUCUUUUGUUUGUGGCUGGACCACGAGGUGCAGACGCCUCUUUAUUCAUCACACAGGAAAUUGUGUCCAAAAUCCAGGCCGGACCGGGGAGACUGACCGUCAGUCUCUUGAUAGGAGCGUGCACCGCGGAAACUACGACUCUGCAGGCCCCGGGAGACCUGUGCACCGAGUUAGGAGACACGACGUCCACACGCCCAGACACCUACCUCAAUAUGCUGAAGGAUAUGCGCGCCAAGGCACGUGACGCCAGGAGCAGACGACCGAACGUGAAUCAGGUGGCCGUGCUGUUCCUGGACCACGAGUCCAUGACGCUGGACAGGUUCGGGAUUAUGCGCGAGGCCCAGAGCGCGCGUUACGACGGCAUCGAGGUGGUCGUGGUGGAUCUCGGGGUUGCUCACAACUCGAGGGAGAUUCUGAGCAGAAUGGCGUCACAGCGAGAGAACGUCUUCAACACUGCACACCCAGAAGGCGUGACUGAGAUGACGUCCAGUCUAUUAACAGCCGUCUGUUCGGUGUUUGCGACAUCGUAUUUGUGUACACGACCACUUCUGGCAACACUCGUGCUGAAGGACCUGUUUGAAGUGCGCCGCCUCUCAGAGUAUUUCCGUGACGUCUGCUUCGAGACGAAACAGCCAGUGAGCGUCAUCGGGCUGAUCAAUUCCCAAGUCGCACGAGAAGAAUCGUUCGAAACACUACAGCCCUUACAACAGUGCAGUAACAAGGUGGCCGACGUCUACUUCAUCCUCGAUUCAUCCAGCAGCAUCUACGUUGACGACUUCGCCCGACAUCGGCGCUUCUUCCGGGAGGUGGUAAAUCGGUUCGACAUCUCUUCCUACGCGACCCGCGUGGGCGCCACGGUUUUUAGCGACAAUCACCAGCAGGCGUUCGGCCUAAACCAGCACACGAACAAACGGUCUCUGAUCAACGCCAUCAACGACCACACCAUCCCCUACCUGACCGGCAACACCAACACACACGAGGCCAUUCGCUACGUCAGAACGAGCGGCCAGUUCCGGCGUGACAUCACCAAGGUGAUGGUCGUCGUCACCGACGGAUAUUCCCGACAGCCGGGUUCGACAGCGGCCGAAGCCGACCAUGCCCGUAGGGAAGGAUUCUACCUGUACGCGAUCGGCGUAGGGCAGUACACAGACGAGCGGGAAUGGCGAGCGAUUGCCAGUGACCCGGAUUCGAGGUUCAUGUUCAACAUCUCCAACUACAACGGCAUGGAGAGACUGUUCAGCGAGAUCCCCAACAGGAUCUGCCAACUUCCGCCCAUAAUCGUUGGACAAGGAACCUGCACGGUGAGGAGAAAUGCCGAUCUCAUGUUCGUUGCCGGACCACGGGGAGCGAAUAACGCCUUCUCCAUCGUACAGAACCUCGUGGACAACAUCCGGGAGGAUCCGGAGCGCCUGACGUUGACGCUGCUGCUGGGCGCGUGCAGUGCUGACACCGUCGCCCUCCAGGAUCCCCGAGUCUUUUGCAGCGACUUCGGCGACACGCACUUUCAGCGACCAGACACCUACCUCAAUCUGCUGAAGGACAUGCGCGCCAAGGCACGUGACGCCAGAAGCAGACGACCGAACGUGAACCAGGUAGCGGUGCUGUUCCUCGACAACGACUCCAUGGCUUCGGACAGGUUCGGCAUUCUCCGUGAGGCCCGGGACGCACAGUACGACGGCAUCGAGGUGUACGUGGUCGACAUCGGGGUCGCUCACUCCAACAGGAACUUCCUCAGCAGGAUUGCGUCGGCCAACGAGAAGGUCUUCAACACGGCACACUUCCAAGGAAUAACCAACAUGGAGGGUGAACUGUUGAAUGCCGUCUGCCUAGAUCUGAACGGUUUGGGAGCUCUGCCGACUCUGCCGCCAACAUAAAUACAUGUGUAAAUCGUAACAGCAAAGGGAGACAACUGAUGCCCCGACAGAUCAAACCACCGACAAACGUUCCUAUUUCGAGUUCGACUGUGAUGUGAAUCAUAACAAUACCUCUGACACUUUUGUUAUUAGCGCGGUGAUCACCCAAAGUAUACGCUUUUAGAUAUUAUGGUUGUAUGCAAUAAUAUAAUCGAAUAUAUGCAAUUAUCUUUCCGUGUGUAUGUAAUUAUAUACCCGUGCAUAUGGAAUUGUCUAUUCGCGUAUUUGUAAUUAUAUAUCGUAUAUAUGUAAUUAUUUAUUCGCGUAGGGGUAAUCAUAUUUCAUAUAUAUAUAUAUAUAUAUAUAUAUAUAUAUAUAUAUAUAUAUAUAUGUAUAUAUAUAUGUAAUUAUAUAUCCAUGUGUAAGCAAUUAUAUUUCCGUGUGUUUAUAAUUAUAUACCCGUUUGUAUGUAGGGCCUAAUUAUAUAUCGGUAUGUAUGUAAGUAUAUAUUUGUGUAAUUAUAUGAUAAAUCACCAUAAGUGAAUUUCUGACAAUUUCAUAAUUCAAGAUCUAUGGAAGAUUGGACUAUUUGAAGAGUCGUAUGUAUCGGCUCUUGGGUCAAAAUAUUAAAAAGAGAGAAUUUAAAAAAGCCCAAGCGACAAGAUUAUAUUAAGUCAGACUUUUUCCAAAUGAAAUAUACAAAACAAGAAAAGAAGUGCGAGUAUUUUAAUAUAAAUAUACAUGAUACAUUUAAUUCGGAAAACAGACGGUCAAAAUGGGCUUAAUCUGUUCACAAACCAUUGAUAAAUUUAACAGAGACAAAUACUAACGGAUUCAGAUUGAAUAAUUUAAAAUAAAUUAACGAAAACUAAAUUAAUAUUUGUGUUUUUUGUAUUUGUUAUUUUAUGUUUCUCAUACGGAUGGUCGUUUGUUUCCACCUACCAACUAUAAAGCUAUAUAAAUAAUACUAACCUCACAACAACAAAACACAACAACAAACAAACAAACAAACAACAACACUAUAAAGCUAUAUAAAUAAUACUAACCUCCCAACAAAAAAACACAACAACAAACAAACAAACAACAACACUUAAAAAAAAUAAACUCACAAAAAGAGAAAACAAAAAAGCCUUCAUUUUUAAAAAAUAAAACAACUACAAAUGCUUUAUAAAAAUCCUAAUCACGGUUCUGAUUGGUUUCGAAUCCUUUUUUUCCCCGAUUGUUUUUCGAUACUUUAUAUAAAACUAGUUGUAAUUAGAUAAACAAAUUAUAUUCUUAUUACAUUAAUUUGAUAUUCUAGCAGCUAUUGCAAUAUAUUUCCUGUACACGCACAUGUUUAAAUAAACGUAUUGACCAUA
Messenger RNA from Gigantopelta aegis, 5300 nucleotides. RefSeq lists its product as uncharacterized. NCBI's taxonomy places the organism in Eukaryota, Metazoa, Mollusca, Gastropoda, Neomphalida, Peltospiridae. The transcript has 14 exons. The record is from RefSeq and is a predicted model, not a curated record. Bases 1 to 3963 code for a protein of 1320 amino acids.